This is a messenger RNA of Chinchilla lanigera (long-tailed chinchilla), 671 nucleotides long. It is a transcript of the gene Cenpv, whose product is annotated as centromere protein V. Gene Ontology annotation, molecular function: carbon-sulfur lyase activity. NCBI's taxonomy places the organism in Eukaryota, Metazoa, Chordata, Mammalia, Rodentia, Chinchillidae. Gene Ontology annotation, cellular component: nucleus; spindle midzone; kinetochore. The record is from RefSeq and is a predicted model, not a curated record. Gene Ontology annotation, biological process: positive regulation of cytokinesis; pericentric heterochromatin formation; regulation of chromosome organization.
UGAAUACCAGGGCCUGGUAAAGCACACCGGAGGCUGCCACUGUGGAGCCGUUCGUUUUGAAGUUUGGGCCUCAGCAGAUUUACACAUCUUUGACUGCAACUGCAGCAUUUGCAAGAAGAAGCAGAAUAAACACUUCAUUGUUCCAGCUUCUCGCUUCAAGCUCCUGAAGGGAGCUGAGAGCAUAACCACGUACACGUUCAACACGCACAAAGCGCAGCACACCUUCUGUAAGAGAUGUGGUGUUCAGAGCUUCUACACCCCCCGCUCCAACCCUGGAGGCUUUGGAAUCGCCCCACAUUGCCUGGAUGACGGCACCGUGCGGAGUGUGGUCAUUGAGGAAUUCAAUGGCAGUGAUUGGGAGAAGGCCAUGAAGGAGCACAAGACCAUCAAGAACAUGUCUAAAGAGUGAGCUCCUGCUUCUCCCUUCCUGAAAAGGAGGAGUGAGUGGGGCCAGCAUGACGUCUCGGUGGUGCCCCUGGCGUGGCUGACCAGGCUGCUGGUGCUGCUGGCCAGCAGCUGCCGUGGUCCCUUGGUUUGCUGCAGCUACCAGUUUCUGUAGGCAGCUCUUUGUCCUUACUCAGCCUGGAUUUUGAUGUAGGCUAGUUCACCCUGUCCCUUCUUUCCCCCAACUUUUGUGUGAUCUUUUAGAAAAUAAAUAUUUUUAACAUUAA